Molecule: messenger RNA, 878 nt
Organism: Thamnophis sirtalis
Lineage: Eukaryota; Metazoa; Chordata; Lepidosauria; Squamata; Natricidae
Gene: B2M
Product: beta-2-microglobulin
Source: RefSeq, a predicted model, not a curated record
GCGUAGUUCCCCCGUUUCCCGGAGUCACUUCGCUUUCGGGAUCCGAGAAGGGUGGAAGGUUGUUGUCGCGGCUGCGAAAUAACUUUUUGUCCAAAAACACCAUGGCCUCCAAAGAACUUUUCCUCUGGUGUGUGGUGUUGGUGUGUGUCUGCGGUCUCACAAAAGCCUUGAACAAACCUCCUACAGUGCAAGUGUAUUCCCGCCAUCCUAUAUCCGAAGGCAAGGAGAACAUUUUGCACUGCUUCGCGGAGGGCUUCCACCCUCCCAAGAUCAACGUUACCCUUCUGAGGAAUAACGAGAAAAUACCCGACGUCAAGUAUUCUGACCUCUCUUUCAAAGAAGACUGGACCUUCCAGCUUCUGGCCCACGCUCAGGUGGUUCCCAAUGGAAAGGACGAAUAUUCGUGCUUGGUGGAGCACCAGGCGCUCUCCGCGCCCGCAAAAGUGAAAUGGGAACAGGACAAGUAAUCCAGUAAUCUCCAGCAGAUAAGAUUUGAUGAAUGCUGGUUUAAACUACUAUUUCUGCUGAUGAUCUUUCUGACUUCAAAAGAUGUUUCUGCUUAUCACUAAUCGAAGAGCUCCAAUUUCAACUUUUUAAAGCAAAGGAUUAAAGAUAGACAUCACCUAUAAAUCAUCAUUCAAAGCAUCAUGAUUUUAUAAAAGGUUAUCACUUUCGCUUUAUUGCUAGGUUAAAUCUUUUAGGAGUUAAGAGUGUUAUAUUGUGGAGAUAAGAAAUGAAAAAUUGAAUAUUCUAAAAAUGAUUAUUAAUGUUUCCUUUUAUAAACUGCUACCUGUCUCAGUUGACAGUCUUACCUAGUUCUUUUUCUCAUCCUCUACUAAUGUACACAAAACCCUUAAUAAAAGUUGUUUAACAAUGUU